Molecule: messenger RNA, 13877 nt
Organism: Coregonus sp. 'balchen'
Lineage: Eukaryota; Metazoa; Chordata; Actinopteri; Salmoniformes; Salmonidae
Source: the annotation of a GenBank genome assembly
AUGCAGGAUGCAGUAGCCGGGACGAGAAUGCUGACGGACGGCUUCGAGGACGAGAUUGACUCGGUGACUCCUCGUACCCCAGCGGUAGGGAUGGGGGUCGGAGCAACACCAGGAGUCGGACUACGGGGCAUAGGGAUUGGUGUGGGCGGAAAGAAAGUACGAUUGUUCGGCGAGCCCGGUGGGCCUUCUACAGACAGACUGGAUUUCAAACUGGCUGCUGCUGCAGUCCUUUCCUCUGGUCCCGGAUCCAACAGCGACGAAGACGAGGUAUCAGAGGUAACGUUAGCUAGAUAUGCUAGUUAGCCAGAUAGCAAGCAAACGUUCAUCUCCCUGCCUAGCCAGCUAGCUAGAUGUCAGCAGCCACCCCCUCCUAGGCUGAAGAAAUAGUCUAAAAAACAACUACGAAUGUGCUCGAAACAUGUCUCCAGCAAACUCAAUUUAUCAUGGGUUGUCAGACAUAAGGAGAAAAGUGCAAGACACCGACAUAAUUGCAUGAUAAUCGAUGGAAUGUUUUAUUUAUGCGGCGUAGGCUGUGACCACGGCCUAGUUCGGGUGGAAGCAAUCAUGCCAUCGACAGUACUAGCUAGCUAACGUUAGCUAGCUAGUAAGUUAGCAAUCGUCUCGCAGCACAUACACAUUCUCGACUUCACACACUGUACACAUUGGUGGGAGAGCACGUAUUCACACACAGUCAGAACAAGCAAGCGCUCUCAACCUUGCCAAUAUUAAAACUAUCUAAGUUACCAUUUUAUCGUAAUGGUGCAAUUACGUCACCUUUCUAAAUUAUAUACAUUUUAAAGCCGACUGUCCUUCAAUUCCUCAACACACGUUUUAGACAGCUAACUAGCUAACGUUAACUGUCCUAACUAGUUGAGUGAUGGAUAAUCGGGCUGUCAUAAAUAACACAGAAUGAUCAGAUGACACUUGUCUCAGCCUCGCGAGGCAGUGCCAACUCUAUAUCACAGUCCUGCGUUGUUACAAUUCAUAGCAGGCCCUUUUCAGAGUUGUGGCUAACUUUCCAUGUGUUAGCAGGCUCACAGGACACCACAGUUGAGGUUGACACCCGUCAGAUGAGCUGAGAUCGCGAGCUACAACAUGGUCACACAAACCAGGAUCUCCUGUUUUGUCAUCUGUAAUGAUGAUAACACAACGGUUUCAACUCGAAAAUCGUUCUUAUGUGGAUUGGUUCCAUGACACCGUUUGCACUCUGUGUGCUCACCACCAACCAAUCAACAUCCACUUCCAGGUCAGGUGAAGGUGUGACUUUUGAAGCCACACCAGUGGUUGCCCUGCCAUACCAUACCCUGCCCUACUCUAAUCUGUCUGUGGAUUUGUGGCGGCCAUGACACUAUCAAGUUGGUUGUCGUCUGACUGACACAUCGCACAGUUCCCGCUCAGCCCAGUCAAAGCUAUUCGCUGCUCUGGCACCCCAAUGGUGGAACAAGCUCCCCUACGACGCCAGGACAGCGGAGUCACUGACCACCUUCCAGAGACACUUGAAACCCUACCUCUUUAAGGAAUACCUGGAAUAGUAUAAAGUAAUCCUUCUUCCCCCACCCCCCAAAAAGAAAGAAAAGUGGUUGUCCCACUGGCUAUCAUAAGUUGAAUGCACCAAUUUGUAAGUCGCUCUGGUCUCCCGAGUGGCGCAGGGGUCUAAGGCACUGCAUCUCAGUGCUUGAGGCGUCACUACAGACCCCCUGGUUCGAUUCCAGGCUGUAUCACAACCGGCCGUGAUUGGGAGUCCCAUAGGGCGACGCACAAUUGGCCCAGCGUCGUCCGGGUUUGGCCGGUGUAGGCCGUCAUUGUAAAUAAGAAUUUGUUCUUAACUGACUUGCCUAGUUAAAUAAAGAUCAAAUAAAUAAAAUAAGAGCGUCUGCUAAAUGAUGUAAAUGUAAACAUCGCUACCAGUCUGGCUAUUCUGUCCACUAACUACUGUUGAAAUGUAAUUAGGCUUGGAUGGCGUCAUGUGAAUCCCAUUCUAGGAACACAGUCUAGGAUCAUGUUUGCCUGGAAACCCAACAUUGCAAUGAAUUCUAUGUCGGGCAAAAAUGAGUGUCUGGAUCAAGAAAAAUUCUCUCACGACCUCUACAAGCCAGCAUGUUGAAUAAAAUGACAUUUUAAACACUACCGGUCGUUACUGCUGGUGCUCCUUUUGACGGUAGGAAUGUGAGACAAUAUAUCCACAGGAAAGUAUAAUUAAAUCACCUUAUCAAAGCGUUGGUAGUGCGUUGAGAUUUCUAUCACAUGAAGCUAGCGCAGAACCAUGUCAAACGUGUACGAGCUAGGCAAGCAUGCAUGCAUGGUGGGCAUGCGUUUUCAUAUUGUGCGCGUGCUUCAGGUGAUAAAUGUGAACGCACUACCAGCGCUUUGAAAAGUUGAUGUAAUUAUACAUGCCUGUGGAUAUAAUGUCUCAUUCCUACCUGCAAAAGGACCAACCACACAGACAACCGUUAAAGUAAGUUAAAAUAUAAUUUUAUUCAACAUUCUGGCUUGUAAAGGUCAUGAGAGAGCUUUCCUGGCUAAAACGCUCAUUUCUGCCUGACAUAGAAUUCAAUGCAAUCAAGUUUCCAGGCAAGAAUCGUGUGUGUGAGACGCAUGUUGUAACUGCCAGACCAGACGAUAACCUGAGAGUGGUGCAGGGCUAGGGGGCCAAAUCCAGAUAAUACUGGAAAAUCAAUUCACUAAUAAGUUUCCCAUAUAUUUCCAGGAAGGGUUUUAUUUAUUCACGAGGCUGUCAUCUUAAAAGUCUGUCUGUCGUAACAUGUGCACCUACAGAUAGCACUUUCACAUGUCAUGGUGUUGAUGGAAGCUGUGGAGCUUGGCAUGUUAACAGGGUGCAGACACUACCUGUUGAGCGACCACCACCUGACCAUACCAUAAGUAAACCGUGAUGGAAUGGAUGUUAAGUUCUUGUGUUUAAUUUGGAAAAUGGUUCCAGGGAUAGGAGACGAGUGCAGGCAGCUAUCGCGUCUGUCGGGAAUUAGUUAAGGCUGAAUGUACAGUAUAUGUCUGAUACCGGUGUCAUGUUUUGUGGCCUUCCUAAAAGGCCUUUUAAAUUUUUUACAUUUACAUUUUAGUCAUUUAGCAGAAGCUCUUAUCCAGAGUGACUUAGAGGAGCAAUUAUGGUUAAGUGCCUUGCUCAAGGACACAUCGACAGAUUUUUCACCUAGUUGGCUUGGGGGAUUCGAACCAGGGCCCUUUCGGUUACUGUCCCAACGCUCUUAACCACUAGGCUACCUGCCACCCCUCCUUGAGGAUCUGGCUGAAAGGGAGGGAUUGUUGUGAAACGUUAGCCUAGUGGAGAGCUCACUCCUGUGGGCUACAGCUGAACUCUGAGCUCCAGGAUUAAGCAGAUGCCUUUCCAGGCCUUUCCAGCUCUCUGGACGCAACACAGUGGUGGGAACUGUAGUUCAUUGAUGGGCAGGACUGAUGUCCGUUGUUGUUUGGGAGUCCUCUUGGAACUACAUCCCCCAAAGGUCAUUGUGUUCUGCAUUCCAAGUGUAUCGCUACAUUCCUCCACAUAGACUGCUGCCGAGUCCCUGUGGACUCCCAGUAGCUUUUCCUUACUGGUCCUCAUCUCGGUAAAGGACUACAGCUAAGGGCAGACUAUUGACUGAAUUAGCUGUCAACUCUUUUUAUUUUGAAUGCUGUUUGACAGUUGCAGAUGGCACAUUGUUUUCAUUACAUAUCUUUGCAUACUGUACUAAACAUGUAAAUCAUUUAAAAAUGUACUACUAGGAAUGUUAACAUUUUGUCAUAAUUAUUUAAAUGUUUUAAUGAAUUUGAAACUGUUUAUUACCUAUUGUCUGAAGUUUAACCACAUUAAUGCUCUUUGAAUAUUGCUAGUGUUGAAUUCACAAUAUUUAUUCCCAAAUUUUAUCUGCACUUCCUCAUAAGCACUUGCAUCACGUUCCUCAAAAAUCUUUGCCAAGCAAUGCUAGUAAACAGUAUUCUAGUUUGGAACUGGGACAGGUUAGUCAGCAUGUUGUUGGGUACACAGACAGACACAAGUCCCUCUCUCUGGCCCUGACCUUGGGCAGCUGCAGUCCCAGCACGGAGCUGCGCCAGGGGGCUCGUGCUGUAUGUACUGAAUUUGCUGCAUGCUGUUUUCCUCCUCAAUGCUGGUGUGCUGUUCUGUGUUAAAGGGUCAGCUAUGGGCCCUUUGCUUGUACUGUUUAAAGUACACUAACUUUUCAGAGCCUGCUUGGCUUGCUUGGCCCCACUUGAGAGAACCUUAAGCUGGCUUGUAGUGUUGAUAUGGAACGGAUGUCAUUCCAUGCAUGUUUUUGAGAUGUUUAUUAUGGAACACUUGUUUUGCUCCUUGACCACAUUGAGCUCUUGAGUGUUUUCAGUUAUUACACACAUAAAGCAAAUAAACUGUUUGUAGUUAAAAGCUAGUUUUCGGUUGCAAAUAUGAACCACCAUUUUGGAAAACAUUGAUUUAGAAAACAUUUUAAGGAGUCUGUACACUGAAAAUGCUAGAGUUAGUUUGUGGACUACACUGUGAGGUAGAAAACUGAGAUGGGAAUCUGUGACCGUCACAAGUGGUAUCCUACUCUAUAGAUGCCCUGGAUCCUAGAUAUUCUAUUGCUAGGCUGGCCUUUUGUGCUCAAUUCAGGGUAACUCAUUGUACUGUACAGAGCCAAGCCAUUCAUCAAACAACAGUUCCACACAGGAAAAACAGGCUCUGUUCUCUCCCAUCCACAUCACAGAGAGCUGCACUGGGAACAUAUCAUGACACUUAGUUAGCUAACCACCUCAUUCCUUUCUGUUAGCAUGUGCAUGUAGUAUACUAUCAUGCUUUUAGGAUCUGUCUCUUUUCAGAUUCCACAAUGAUUCUUUAGUUGUGGACACUACAUCACUCUUUAGUUGUGGACACUACAUCACUCUUUAGUUGUGGACACUACAUCACUGCACUCCCUCUCUUGCUGUUGUUCCUCCUCAUCUUAGUAAGUCACCUUGAUUUUGCAACUGUGUGUUUUAUCAGUUUCUUUAUGAAAGUAUUUAGCGAACUCCAUGACAGUAGCUAAAACAAGGGACUAUAGCAGCACACAAGUAGACUACAAAUGCAUGCUGGGGCAGGGAUGCCCUGAGCUCAUGAAGUGAGUGCCACUGAAGCGAUACUGUAGUGAAAUUUGGAGCGGGCGAGAAGGCCAAUGCUCCAGCCUUUUGGAAACUCGCUCCAGUCAAAUUGGGCACGCUUCGCUCCUCGCUCCUGCUCCACUCCACUCACGUUCUCUGGAGUGGUGUCACGCUUUUUCCCCAACCCUAGAAAAUGCAGAUGAACAAAAAUAUAAACACAACAUGCAACAAUUUCAACGAUUUUACUGUGGUACAGUACAUACAGUGGGGAGAACAAGUAUUUGAUACACUGCCGAUUUUGCAGGUUUUCCUACUUACAAAGCAUGUAGAGGUCUGUAAUUUUUUAUCAUAGGUACACUUCAACUGUGAGAGACGGAAUCUAAAACAAAAAUCCAGAAAAUCACAUUGUAUGAUUUUUAAGUAAUUAAUUUGCAUUUUAUUGGAUGACAGAAGUAUUUGAUACAUCAGAAAAGCAGAACUUAAUAUUUGGUACAGAAACCUUUGUUUGCAAUUACAGAGAUCAUAUGUUUCCUGUAGGUCUUGACCAGGUUUGCACACACUGCAGCAGGGAUUUUGGCCCACUCCUCCAUACAGACCUUCUCCAGAUCCUUCAGGUUUCGAAGCUGUCGCUGGGAAAUACGGACUUUCAGCUCCCUCCAAAGAUUUUCUAUUGGGUUCAGGUCUGGAGACUGGCUAGGCCACUCCAGGACCUUGAGAUGCUUCUUACGGAGCCACUCCUUAGUUGCCCUGGCUGUGUGUUUCGGGUCGUUGUCAUGCUGGAAGACCCAGCCACGACCCAUCUUCAAUGCUCUUAUUGAGAGGAGGUUGUUGGCCAAGAUCUCGCGAUACAUGGCCACAUCCAUCCUCCCCUCAAUACGGUGCAGUCGUCCUGUCCCCUUUGCAGAAAAGCAUCCCCAAAGAAUGAUGUUUCCACCUCCAUGCUUCACGGUUGGGAUGGUGUUCUUGGGGUUGUACUCAUCCUUCUUCUUCCUUCAAACACGGCGAGUGGAGUUUAGACCAAAAAGCUCUAUUUUUGUCUCAUCAGACCACAUGACCUUCUCCCAUUCCUCCUCUGGAUCAUCCAGAUGGUCAUUGGCAAACUUCAGACGGGCCUGGACAUGCGCUGGCUUGAGCAGGGGGACCUUGCGUGCGCUGCAGGAUUUUAGUCCAUGACGCCGUAGUGUGUUACUAAUGGUUUUCUUUGAGACUGUGGUCCCAGCUCUCUUCAGGUCAUUGACCAGGUCCUGCCGUGUAGUUCUGGGCUGAUCCCUCACCUUCCUCAUGAUCAUUGAUGCCCCACGAGAUGAGAUCUUGCAUGGAGCCCUAGACCGAGGGUGAUUGACCGUCAUCUUGAACUUCUUCCAUUUUUCUAAUAAUUGCGCCAACAGUUGUUGCCUUCUCACCAAGCUGCUUGCUUAUUGUCCUGUAGCCCAUCCCAGCCUUGUGCAGGUCUACAAUUGUAUCCCUGAUGUCCUUACACAGCUCUUUGGUCUUGGCCAUUGUGGAGAGGUUGUAGUCUGUUUGAUUGAGUGUGUGGACAGGUGUCUUUUAUACAGGUAACAAGUUCAAACAGGUGCAGUUAAUACAGGCAAUGAGUUGAGAACAGGAGGGCUUCUUAAAGAAAAACUAACAGGUCUGUGAGAGCCGGAAUUCUUACUGGUUGGUAGGUGAUCAAAUACUUAUGUCAUGCAAUAAAAUGCAAAUGAAUUACUUAAAAAUCAUACAAUGUGAUUUUCUGGAUUUUUGUUUUAGAUUCCGUCUCUCACAGUUGAAGUGUACCUAUGAUAACAAUUACAGACCUCUACAUGCUUUGUAAGUAGGAAAACCUGCAAAAUCGGCAGUGUAUCAAAUACUUGUUCUCCCCACUGUAUAAGGAAAUCAGUCAAUUUUUAAAUAAAUUCAUUAGGCCGUAAUCUAUGGAUUUCACAUGACCUGACAGGAGCGCAGCCACGGGUGGGCAUAGGCCCACCCACUUGGGAGCCAGGCCCAGCCAAUCAGAAUGAGUUUUUCCCCACAAAAGGGCUUUAUUGCAGACCGAAAUACCAGAUGUGGAUGUCCUGGGCUGGCGUGGUUACACGUGGUCUGUGGUUGUGAGGCCGGUUGGACAUGCUGCCAAAUUCUCUAAAAUGACGUUGGAUACGGCUUAUGGUAUAGAAAUGAACAUUAAAUUCUCUGGCAACAGCUCUGGUGGACAUUCCUGCAGUCAGCAUGCCAAUUGCACACUCCCUCAAAACUUGAGACAUCUGUGGCAUUGUGUUUUGUGACAAAACUGCACAUUUUAGUGGCCUUUUAUUGUCCCCAGCACAAAGUGCACCUGUGUAAUGAUUAUGCUGUUUAUUCAGCUUCUUGAUAUGCCACACCUGUCUGGUGGAUGGAUUAUCUUUGCAAAGGAUAAAUGCUCACUAACAUGGAUGUAAACAGAUUUGUGCACAACAUUUGAGAGAAAUAAGCUUUUUGUCCCUGUGGAAAAUUUCUGCUAUCUUUCAUUUCAGCUCAUGAAACAUGGGACCAACACUUUACGUGUUGCGUUUGUUUUUGUUCAGUAUAAUUGCAUUCUAAACUGAAGAUUAUGAUUAGUUGAUUAUUGGAGUCAUGUACAGUGGGGGAAAAUAGUAUUUAGUCAGCCACCAAUUGCAAGUUCUCCCACUUAAAAAGAUGAGAGAGGCCUGUAAUUUUCAUCAUAGGUACAUGUCAACUAUGACAGACAAAUUGAGAAGAAAAAAAUCCAGAAAUUCACAUUGUAGGAUUUUUAAUGAAUUUAUUUGCAAAUUAUGGUGGAAAAUAAGUAUUUGGUCACCUACAAACAAGCAAGAUUUCUGGCUCUCACAGACCUGUAACUUCUUCUUUAAGAGGCUCCUCUGUCCUCCACUCGUUACCUGUAUUUAUGGCACCUGUUUGAACUUGUUAUCUGUAUAAAAGACACCUGUCCACAACCUCAAACAGUCACACUCCAAACUCCACUAUGGCCAAGACCAAAGAGCUGUCAAAGGACACCAGAAACAAAAUUGUAGACCUGCACCAGGCUGGGAAGACUGAAUAUGCAAUAGGUAAGCAGCUUGGUUUGAAGAAAUCAACUGUGGGAGCAAUUAUUAGGAAAUGGAAGAUAUACAAGACCACUGAUAAUCUCCCUCGAUCUGGGGCUCUACACAAGAUCUCACCCCGUGGGGUCAAAAUGAUCACAAGAACGGUGAGCAAAAAUCCCAGAACCACACGGGGGGACCUAGUGAAUGACCUGCAGAGAGCUGGGACCAAAGUAACAAAGCCUACCAUCAGUAACACACUACGCCGCCAGGGACUCAAACCCUGCAGUACCAGACGUGUCCCCCUGCUUAAGCCAGUACAUGUCCAGGCCCGUCUGAAGUUUGCUAGAGUGCAUUUGGAUGAUCCAGAAGAGGAUUGGGAGAAUGUCAUAUGGUCAGAUGAAACCAAAAUAGAACUUUUUGGUAAAAACUCAACUCGUCGUGUUUGGAGGACAAAGAAUGCUGAGUUGCAUCCAAAGAACACCAUACCUACUGUGAAGCAUGGGGGUGGAAACAUCAUGCUUUGGGGCUGUUUUUCUGCGAAGGGACCAGGACGACUGAUCCGUGUAAAGGAAAGAAUGAAUGGGGCCAUGUAUCGUGAGAUUUUGAGUGAAAACCUCCUUCCAUCAGCAAGGGCAUUGAAGAUGAAACGUGGCUGGGUCUUUCAGCAUGACAAUGAUCCCAAACACACCGCCCGGGCAACGAAGGAGUGGCUUCGUAAGAAGCAUUUCAAGGUCCUGGAGUAGCCUAGCCAGUCUCCAGAUCUCAACCCCAUAGAAAAUCUUUGGAGGGAGUUGAACGUCUGUGUUGCCCAGCAACAGCCCCAAAACAUCACUGCUCUAGAGGAGAUCUGCAUGGAGGAAUGGGCCAAAAUACCAGCAACAGUGUGUGAAAACCUUGUGAAGACUUACAGAAAACAUUUGACCUGUGUCAUUGCCAACAAAGGGUAUAUAACAAAGUAUUGAGAAACUUUUGUUAUUGACCAAAUACUUAUUUUCCACCAUAAUUUGCAAAUAAAUUCAUUAAAAAUCCUACAAUGUGAUUUUCUAGAUUUUUUUUCUUCAUUUUGUCUGUCAUAGUUGACGUGUACCUAUGAUGAAAAUUACAGGCCUCUCUCAUCUUUUUAAGUGGGAGAACUUGCACAAUUGAUGGCUGACUAAAUACUUAUUUCCCCCACUGUAUGUUAGCUGGGGCUGAGGCAAAAGUGUAACACCAAUCAGGCUUCCGAGGACGGGAGUUGCCCAUCCAUGAUUUAAGGCGACUCACAGCACAGUGAAUGCAUACCUUUUUUAAGUAUGUUUGUUUAUGUUUAUUUUUCCUCAAAUAAGGCUUUGGUUAAUGUAUCUGAAGCCUUUGCUUGACGGAGUCUUCCUCAAUGCCCAGACCGUGUCAGUAAGGAGGCCUCUGGACCAAUGUGAACGUGUCUGCCUGCAGUGCUGCCCUAGAGGCAGCGGCUACAGAUGGAGGGAUGGACUUUGAAUCAGACCUUAAGAGACUGCUCGGUGUGUUCAGAAUGGCUAAUGUCUAGGUCAACAAGUGGAAAAAACAGCGCAGGACUGAGGCCUACAUAUAGGACAUGGACUCCUUGAGAAAUGGGGGAGGUUUUGUUUUCACUGUCCCUGCCUGACUUAAAGCUGUCCCAUAGUUCAUACCAACCCUACAACUGUCCCAUAGUUCAAACCAACCCUACAGCUGUCCCAUAGUUCAUACCAACCCUACAGCUGUCCCAUUGUUCAUACCAACCCUACAGCUGUCCCAUAGCACGCCCCCAUUCUCAUCGACAGGGCUGUAGUGGAACAGGUUGAGAGCUUCAAGUUCCUUGGUGUCCACAUCACCAACAAACUAUCAUGGUCCAAACACACCAAGACAGUCGUGAAGAGGGAACGACAAAGCCUAUUCCUCCUCAGGAGACUGAAAAGAUUUGGCAUGGGUCCUCAGAUCCUCAAAAGAUUCUACAGCUGCUCCAUCGAGAGCAUCCUGACUGGUUGCAUCACCGCCUGGUAUGGCAACUGCUUGGCCUCCGACCGCAAGGCACUACAGAGGGUAGUGCGUACGGCCCAGUACAUCACUGGGGCCAAGCUUCCUGCCAUCCAGGACCUCUAUACCAGGCGGUGUCAGAGGAAGGCCCUCAAAAUUGUCAAAGACUCCAGCCACCCUAGUCAUAGACUGUUCUCUCUGCUACCUCACGGCAAGCGGUACCGGAGUGCCAAGUCUAGGUCCAAAAUACUUCUCAACAGCUUCUACCCCCAACCCAUAAGACUCCUGAACAGCUAAUCAUGGCUACCCGGACUAUUUGCACUGCCCCCCCACCCCAUCUUUUUACGCUGCUGCUACUCUGUUAAUUAUUUCUGCGUAGUCACUUUAACUCUACCCACAUGUACAUAUUACUUCAACUAGCCGGUGCCCCCGCACAUUGACUCUGCACCGGUACCCCCCCUGUAUAUAUAGCCUCCCUACUGUUAUUUUAUUUUACAUCUGCUCUUUUUUUCUCAACACUUUUUUUUGUUUUAUUUUACUUUCUUAUUAAAAAUAAAUGCACUGUUGGUUAAGGGCUGUAAGUAAGCAUUUCACUGUAAUGUCUGCACCUUUUGUAUUCGGCACAUGUGGCCAAUAAAAUUUGAUUAGAUUAGUUCAUACCAACCCUACAGCUGUCCCAUAGUUCAUACCAAACCUACAGCUGUCCCAUAGUUCAUACCAACCCUACAGCUGUCCCAUAGUUCAUACCAACCCUACAGCUGUCCCAUAGUUCAUACCAACCCUACAGCUGUCCCAUAGUUCAUACCAACCCUACAGCUGUCCCAUAGUUCAUACCAACCCUACAGCUGUCCCAUAGUUCAUACCAACCCUACAGCUGUCCCAUAGUUCAUACCAACCCUACAGCUGUCCCAUAGUUCAUACCAACCCUACAGCUGUCCCAUAGUUCAUACCAACCCUACAGCUGUCCCAUAGUUCAUACCAACCCUACAGCUGUCCCAUAGUUCAUACCAACCCUACAGCUGUCCCAUAGUUCAUACCAACCCUACAGCUGUCCCAUAGUUCAUACCAACCCUACAGCUGUCCCAUAGUUCAUACUUUGGGCCAAGAGGUUGACCUGACAUUUUGUGACUUGACCUGGAAAAAGUAUAUUUAUUAGGUCUAGAGCAGGGAUGACCAAACAUCUGGGCCAAAAAAUAAUGGACAUGACCUUUUCCUGGUCAGGUCACGCGUUCAGGAAAAACUUGAGGCUUGGACUAAAGCCUUCUGCAUGCUUCGGUUCGGCUGGUGAGUGUGCUUCGAACGAGUGCUCGCAUACCCCCUUAAAAGACAUUCGCUUGAAAAACGAGAAAAAGCGGCAAUAGCACUUUGUCCAUCUCGAGAUGCCGUAGCCAGUAUACACUUCCUCAAAAUAGUCUGAAUUAAUCUACGAUAACUCAAGAAAUCUUUCAUCAAUUGACGUUUUUUUAAUUUUUUUAAGUCUCAUACAGACACAACUUUGGACCAAAAUGGCGAGACGUAACUGAACCUCCCUUUUCUAAACAAUAAAAAUCUCUGACAUACAGUGAGGGGAAAAAAGUAUUUGAUCCCCUGCUGAUUUUGUACGUUUGCCCACUGACAAAGAAAUGAUCAGUCUAUAAUUUUAAUGGUAGGUUUAUUUGAACAGUGAGAGACAGAAUAACAACAAAAAAAUCCAGAAAAACGCAUGUCAAAAAUGUUAUAAAUUGAUUUGCAUUUUAAUGAGGUAAAUAAGUAUUUGACCCCCUCUCAAUCAGAAAGAUUUCUGGCUCCCAGGUGUCUUUUAUACAGGUAACGAGCUGAGAUUAGGAGCACACUCUUAAAGGGAGUGCUCCUAAUCUUAGCUUGUUACCUGAAUAAAAGACACCUGUCCACAGAAGCAAUCAAUCAAUCAGAUUCUAAACUCUCCACCAUGACCAAGACCAAAGAGCUCUCCAAGGAUGUCAGGGACAAGAUUGUAGACCUACGCAAGGCUGGAAUGGGCUACAAGACCAUCGCCAAGCAGCUUGGUGAGAAGGUGACAACAGUUGGUGUGAUUAUUCGCAAAUGGAAGAAACACAAAAGAACUGUCAAUCUCCCUCGGCCUGGGGCUCCAUGCAAGAUCUCACCUCGUGGAGUUGCAAUGAUCAUGAGAACAGUGAGGAAUCAGCCCAGAACUACACGGGAGGAUCUUGUCAUUGAUCUCAAGGCAGCUGGGACCAUAGUCACCAAGAAAACAAUUGGUAACACACUACGCCGUGAAGGACUGAAAUCCUGCAGCGCCCGCAAGGUCCCCCUGCUCAAGAAAGCACAUAUACAGGCCCGUCUGAAGUUUGCCAAUGAACAUCUGAAUGAUUCAGAGGAGAACUGGGUGAAAGUGUUGUGGUCAGAUGAGACCAAAAUGGAGCUCUUUGGCAUCAACUCAACUCGCCGUGUUUGGAGGAGGAGGAAUGCUGCCUAUGACCCCAAGAACACCAUCCCCACCGUCAAACAUGGAGGUGGAAACAUUAUGCUUUGGGGGUGUUUUUCUGCUAAGGGGACAGGACAACUUCACCGCAUCAAAGGGACGAUUGACGGGGCCAUGUACUGUCAAAUCUUGGGUGAGAACCUCCUUCCCUCAGCCAGGGCAUUGAAAAUGGGUCGUGGAUGGGUAUUCCAGCAUGACAAUGACCCAAAACACACGGCCAAAGCAACAAAGGAGUGGCUCAAGAAGAAGCACAUUAAGGUCCUGGAGUGGCCUAGCCAGUCUCCAGACCUUAAUCCCAUAGAAAAUCUGUGGAGGGAGCUGAAGGUUCAAGUUGCCAAACGUCAGCCUCAAAACCUUAAUGACUUGGAGAAGAUCUGCAAAGAGGAGUGGGACAAAAUCCCUCCUGAGAUGGGUGCAAACCUGGUGGCCAACUACAAGAAACGUCUGACCUCUGUGAUUGCCAACAAGGGUUUUGCCACCAAGUCAUGUUUUGCAGAGGGGUCAAAUACUUAUUUCCCUCAUUAAAAUGCAAAUCAAUUUCUAACAUUUUUGACAUUUUUUGUUGUUAUUCUGUCUCUCACUGUUGAAAUAAACCUACAAUUAAAAUUAUAGACUGAUCAUGUCUUUGUCAGUGGGCAAACGUACAAAAUCAGCAGGGGAUCAAAUACUUUUUCCCUCACUAUCUUUUCUAGAGAAUUAUGGAACCACACCUCUCAUUUGACUGGUCAUUUGUCUAGAGUAGAUGAAGUAUCCAUUCUACCCGGCAACACACCACUGCCAAUAUGUUUCAACUGCAGUUGGUUAUCUGAGCCAUGCAUUUUUACUCACUCACUCGGUGGUGUUGGAGAAAAACCUCCAGUCAUGUAAAUAAGAGAGGAGAUGUGGAGGACACCAGUCAAACCCAAGAGCUGUGUAUUACAUUAGAGGCCAGUUGUAGUUGUUGAUGGACUGAGUGGAAUUCCACAGAUGGAUACAGAUGAUAUAAUAUUACAGGUUUUGCGGGUCGGCUGCAGAUCAAGAUGCAACAUCAAGAGUGAGAUUUCCCUGUCUGCUGUUAUGUGCUUUAUAUCUUCUGCAUUGCUUACUUGUCUCUCUCCCUCUUCUCCUUACCCCAGGUGGAGUCAUUUAUCUUGGACCAGGAGGACUUGGAGAACCCCAUCAUGAAGACUGCCUCAGAGCUGCUUUUGUCCAGCGCCACAGACGGAGUGGACCUCCGCACCGUCGACCCAGAGACACAGGCCCGCCUCGAGGCCCUGCUAGAGGCUGCAGGUAUGACCCUGAAUCCAUCUCUGGGCCUUAACCCUGACUGCUGUCGUUCAGAACCCAACUGCGCCUGA